UUAGUUUUGUGACGUCAUUGUUCACCUCUAAACCCCCUCGCGCGCACUCGCACGCAUUGCGAGCGAAAGCAUGAGCGAGAAGAGCGGAGCUGCAGGUAGGACGAGAGCUUCGGAUACGGCGCAGCGCCGGGUGCUGGACGCGGCCACUCGCCAGAGGAGACAGAAGAAGCAGCUGGAGAUGCUAGAGAAAGACAACUCCCACGAGGACCCGCACAACUCCCUGGCGCAGCUGUCUUCCAAGGCCAAACUCCCCACUUUUGCGGAGACCUCUGACGGUAGAAAGAGAAAGAAAACAAGAUCAAAUGCAGACCAUUUCAAACAGAGGUUCAGAAAGACGUUCCAGACACUAUUAGAAGAACUGCCACCUGAAGCUCAGACCCAGCCGUCGUAUAUCACUGCCGUUGUUCCUCCGUCAAACUUUCCCUCCAAGCACUUCUGUGCAGUCUGUGGAUUUCCCUCCAACUAUACCUGUGUGACGUGUGGGACACGCUACUGUACUGCCAACUGCCUCAAGAUGCAUCAGGACACUAGGUAAGGCGACAUAAAACUCUUGAAUGCAUAACCUUUCCUCUCUCGCAGGUGUCUCAAGUGGACAGCUUAGUUCCCGCGAAAAAGCUAUGCGCAUGCGCGAAUCAUGAUAUAUCUUGUGCGCAUGCGUGAAAGCUGGCGGUUGCUCCCGCACGCAUGCAACAUCCUGCGUCGUGAAUUCAAUGGCGGGGCUUUACCAGGGUUCUUCCCGCUGUGUGUGGAGGCCAGGCCAAUCUUCAUCCGAGGGUAUAAAAGGCCGAGCAUUGCGAGUGCAGCCAAUAAGAAUUAGUUGACAGCAAGAAGUUGUAGUUUACUGUUACAUAAUAUAUAGCAGGAUGUAGCUAAAACUUUACUAUUUGGUAGCUACACUCAAUCGAGGUUAUCAGUUAAAAGAACAUGGUGUGGGAUAGACUAGAGUAUGAGACUGAAAGCUAGAAAUGAUUUAACCCUCCGGUUCAAGUUGGAUCUGGCAACCAACGUCAGCAGUAACAUGGCUAGUUGCGAAGAAGGCCAGAAAGUUCCUCUCCAGCAAUCUUCCUCGUUGGACCAGGGGCACCCCUCGUUCUCUGGGCAGGCUGGAGGGAGAGGAGGCAGGAAGAUUCUGCUCGGGACUCUAGUAGGAGUGCUCCUGGUAGCAGUCUUGGCUGCAGUUUGUGCAGUCGCUGCAGUCUCCUCGCCUCACCCCAACACAAGUGACCAACCACACACUGCAAAUGCAGCAGCAGCAGUUGCAAAAGCAGGGCGCUCGGAACAUCGGGGACAGGAGAGGCGGAUAUUCGGUCAGCAAUAUAGAAACCGACGUGUUGCACCCUCCCCAGUUCCUUCCAGUCCACCUCCUAUUGAUGCUGGAACAUUGCCAAGACCAGUGUCUACUACCACCAGUAGUAGUAGUGAUGGAUCAUGCAUCUCUCGCGAGACUGAAAUGAACACUCCUGCUGCUCAUAUUAAGGGACACGGCAUACAGAGAGGGAAAUGGAUCGAAUCAACUGGUGGAUCGGUUGUCCCUGGCUACCAGCAGCGCUGGCAGUGCAACGACGUCUACGUACUAAACCCUCGCCGCAUUCAGGAGCAAGCAUUUGUAGACGGCGGCGUCUGGUUCAACCAGACAGACAAGUCCAUCUACGUCCCCAAGUGUGGCUACUACCUAGUCUACAGCCAAGUGUACUUUGUCAUUGACGAGGAUUCGACCUCAGAGGGUGUCACAGUCUUUCACAACCUGAAAAUAAGGCACAACUGCACGUGGGAGAGUGAUUCUGGGCCCAUACAGAUCCAGGCAAAGGCUUCCGUGGCUCCGUCUGGUCUCGAUGGUAGGGUCGCGACAACUUUCACGUCCGAUGUGGUCCACAUGUGUCCCGGUGGGAGCGUUUGGAUCGAGAUACCGGACGGGGCCAAUGGGGUGCCGUGUUGCCCUCGCGGUGACAAGAGUGGGACUUUCCUGGGACUGAUCCUCAUUGCCGACACUCCCUGUUCCAGCUGGCCACCAGAGAUCACCAUGACAACCGACUUCUGAUACAACCCAUACAAACUGACCCCCGAUCCUGAUAUCACUUGAAUGUCUGUAUAUACACUAUCUCUGUGUUGGCUCACUGUGUUUGAGUUGUCAGUGUAAACUCUCAUUUUCUAUCGUUUAUUCACGCACUGGUAUUUACACACAUACUGUGUACAUAACGGUCAAGACACAUGCACCAAUGUUGACUUUUUUUUUGUAUAACAAAUUUAUGUUCAACAAUAUCCUGUACACACACACACAGUUUACGUACAAACUCAAUUUUUUCCUUUUGUAUUCGAGAGGCUUUACACACAAAAAUUAUAGUUCACAACAGGAACAUUCAUUAAAAAAAUAUGCACUGUAAAGAGUUCAUGUUAUCUUAGGGCCAAACAAGCGAUCGGAUUCAUAAAACAUAUUUCUCUGGUGUGGUAGAACAGUCUUUUAUGACGGUGGGGGGCGUUGGUAGUCCUCUCUUGGUUCAGAGUAUGAGGUAACCGCCGGCGAGUAGCAGUCCGACUCAGUCAGUAGAUGAGCCGUGAGGGAUGUGGUUUCAGAGUAGCCGCGAGGACAACAACCAUUUGUUUUCACCGGGAUGUUCACGUAGAUCCGUCCCCCGCGGCAAAUCUUGACGACGUCGUUUAUUUGAAUCGACGUGAGGGAGUUUUGGGUACCCUCGACCGGACUAUUGACAGUGUUGCCCUUCCUGAAGUAGCGGUCGUCGGAUUCUCCACAGUUUCUGUGGAUUCUGAGGGUAUAGGAGUAGGACUCAACCGAAUCGCCGUUAUU
Messenger RNA from Geodia barretti, 2803 nucleotides. Lineage: Eukaryota; Metazoa; Porifera; Demospongiae; Tetractinellida; Geodiidae. The record is from the annotation of a GenBank genome assembly.